AAAUUAAUCGGUUGUGCCGAGCAGUGUUUUUAUAAAGUAUGAGAAAAAUACAAGAAAUCAACUCAGAAAGGAAAGGCAAAACAACCUUUGAAUUGUCAAAAACCAGCAACUUCUGCUUAUAGAAACCGAACCAGAAAACAAAACUAGAAAGAUAAAGAGUUGUAGCAAAUUUUUACAAAAGAAGAUACAGAGAAAACUGUAAAAACGGCAGAUAAAACAAUGGAGGUACUGCAAGAAGAUGAAGAGUACAACUGGAGAGAAGUGAGACUGCCUUCAAUGACUCGAGUAGAACCCGAACCAGAGCUAGAAAGAGAGAAAGGAGAAAGAAGAAGAGGCAGAGACAUACUUAUAGCGAUUGAUCAUGGGCCUAAUAGCAAGCAUGCUUUUGAUUGGGCUUUGAUUCACCUUUGCAGACUGGCUGACACCAUCCACCUUGUGCAUGCUGUCUCCAGUGUGCAAAAUACUGUUGUUUACGAGAUAAGCCAGCAGCUCUUGGAGAAGCUUGCUGUGGAGGCUUUGCAGGUUGCCAUGGUGAGUACUGUGGCUCGUAUUGUGGAAGGGGAUGCUGGUAAGAUAAUUUGCAAGGAAGCAGUAAGGUUAAAGCCUGCAGCAGUGGUGAUGGGUACCAGAGGCAGAAGCUUAGUUCAAAGUUUUCUUCAGGGUAGUGCGAGUGAAUAUUGCUUUCACCACUGUAAAGUAGCACCUGUUAUAAUUGUUCCUGGGAAAGAAGCUGGAGAGGAAUCAUUGAUAUAACAGAUUCAGCACUUGAAGGUCAUGGAAAUCGUUCGAGUGGUUGCAUAGGCUAGCAAGGUUUCGAAGAAGUUGAUUUUCAAUAUGUAACAAGAAUGUUCUGUAAUGCACAGUGCUGUUUUAUAUUUAAUAAGGUUGUGUAUUAUAGGUAUAAUAAAUACACAUUAGAAUUUUGAUUGAUUAUUUCAAGAUUGCUGUAUUAUAUGCGUGAUGAUAACUAUUUAGUGGAUACCUUACUCGGCCGCUCUAUUCCCAGAAUUGUUCAA
Populus euphratica (Euphrates poplar) is the source of this 1016-nucleotide messenger RNA. RefSeq lists its product as uncharacterized. The coding region runs from base 220 to 753 and encodes 177 amino acids. The transcript has 5 exons. The record is from RefSeq and is a predicted model, not a curated record. Lineage: Eukaryota; Viridiplantae; Streptophyta; Magnoliopsida; Malpighiales; Salicaceae.